Carassius auratus (goldfish) is the source of this 3647-nucleotide messenger RNA. Its product is annotated as interleukin-1 receptor type 1-like. The record is from RefSeq and is a predicted model, not a curated record. The transcript has 11 exons. Gene Ontology annotation, molecular function: interleukin-1 receptor activity. The coding region runs from base 541 to 2181 and encodes 546 amino acids. NCBI's taxonomy places the organism in Eukaryota, Metazoa, Chordata, Actinopteri, Cypriniformes, Cyprinidae. Gene Ontology annotation, biological process: signal transduction.
GCUCAUACACUCCCCAUAUUCACACAUAUUUAUUGUUGCAGCCAUUCAUUUAAAAUAAAACUGUUUUUGUGGCAUAUCACUUGAAGUACCCUUAGUUUUUGUAUAUUUUGUCUACCUGUUACAACUUACCCCAGUAUGUGUUACAACCUACCCCAGUAGUGGGGUAGGUUGUAACAAAGGACCACCUUGUAUUUGUCAUCAUCUCACAAAGUCUGUGAUAUAGUUGAAUAAAUUUAAAUUGUUGCCAUUUGUAGUAUAAACAUGUGGGUAAUUUGCCUAGAAGUUUUAGACGUGUAGCCAAAAGAAAAAGGUAAUUUUAGGCGCUGAAGAAAAAAGUGUUACAACCAUCCCUGGUUUCCCCUAACUGUUUCCGUCCGUGCCGUUUCCUUCAAAGAGUGUAUUUAAAAGGAAACCGCAGUGUGGAUUCUUAGUCUUUCAUUUCAGAAAUUCUGUGAAGGCACGAGAGAAGUUUUGAAAUCCUACGACACGAGGAAAGCGCUUUAAACUUGCCAGACAUUCAGACAUUCAUCAAAACCCGACAUGAUGGCGAUUUCUUUUUCUUUUCGAUGGGUUUUACUCUCAGCUCUUUGGAUUGCAGGGAGUGAGACGCAAUACACAGAGCUCAAGAAUUAUACCACCAGUGCUGGUCUCGCAUUUAAGCUUGAGUGCAGUGAAACACAGAAUGUGAGCUGGAGCCGUUUCCCUAAUCAGAGGCUGGAAGGCAUCAGUGGAAUAAACAUUCAGGGAGGCGCGCUAUGGUUUCUACCUGCUGACCUCUCCCACAGCGGAUCCUACUCCUGUCUCACCAGAAAUGGCGAUGAAACCUGGACAACAAUAUUUAAUGUCUCCGUUGAAAAUAAAACAUGCCCCAGGUUUAACAGAAAAGAUGAAAUAACGAGAACAAAGGAAAUCACUUGUUUGCUUUCUCACAUCUUUGAGAUAGACCCUCAAGCUCAAGUGACCUGGAGAAAUAACUGCCACCCACUCAGUGUGACAAACAGUAAGGUUUUACCGAUAAACAGAUCCAAAGACAUGAUUGGACUCUAUACAUGCUUUGUGAACUUUACUUUUGGAGGACAGCAUUACUCUGCUGCCCAGACUACAAAAAUCUUCAGCCAAUCUAAGGAUUAUGUGGUGACAAAGCCUGAAAUCAUCUACCCAAAAGAAGAAACAAAAAAAGUAACACUUGGUGAAAGUUACACUCUGAACUGCAAAGCUCUUAUUGGGAAGAACGACAAUAGAGAAACUGUUAUUUACUGGUAUACUGACUUAAAAAAUCUCAAACUGGACUACAACAGAAGUAUUGUGAAAGAGGGGGAGCGGGACUAUAUGCUGUCUACUCUAUACAUCCCAGAAGUCACAGAAAAACAUUUAUACACUAAUUUCACCUGUGUCGUUACACACCCAAGAGGUUCAGAUUCUGGAAAUGUCUUGCUUAUUCCUGUGAGUCAGAAUGAACGUUAUUACUGCAUCGGUGUUGGUCUGGUGGUUCUGCUCAUAUUACUGUGUGCAGUUGCAUUUCUCUUUAGAGUCGAUCUGGUUCUGGCUUACAGGGCUGUUUGCUCGUCUUCUGCCAUAAACAGUGAUGGCAAGUCGUACGAUGCGUAUGUGAGUUACCUCCAUAGUGAUCAACACGGCUCAACUUCUGCAGUGACAUUUGCUCUGGAUAUCCUUCCUGCGGUGCUGGAGGACCAUUAUGGUUACAAUCUCUUUAUCAGUGGUCGUGAUGGACUUCCUGGGGAAGCGGUGCACGAAGUCAUUGCUGACACAAUUAGCCGAUGCAGAAGGCUGAUCAUUAUUCUUACAUCACAGAGCUGUGUUUCACCUCAAACCGACACCACCAAGAGCUUUUUACCAGAUAAACUCCCUGUAUCAGAUCAUGAUGUGCAAAUGAAUGCACAGAACACUUCCUCUGAUAAAAUAUGGGCCACUUACGCGCCACAGGUGGGUCUCUAUGACGCUUUAGUGAAGCAGGGUCUGAAAGUCAUCCUGGUGCAGGUGGAGGAUGGUGUUGAAGAGGCUCUGCUGCCUGAAUCUUUGCGAUACAUCAUCCGCACCAAAGGCAUCCUCAGAUGGAGGCAGAGCACCAGUCAUCGGGGGAACAGAAGCUUCUGGAAACACAUGCGCUAUCAAAUGCCUCCAGCGAAGCGGCAGAAGAGUCCAGAGGUCACGGUGCUUUGAGAUCUGUUUGACCACAGAAACAAUCUACACAAGUAUAUAAACUCAUUAUGAAGUGUGUAUGGAUAACACCACUCAAGAAACACAACAAUGCACACUUACUGUACACUGAAAAAGAUACUAAAUUAAAUGCUAAAAGCUAUUUUUUUAACAAAUUUUAUUUAAAUGUAGCUAAAAUAAAUGGAUUGCAACCGCUUAAAAAAAUAAAUAAUUGUAAAUUAAAUUAAUCUCUUUUUCAGCAUAGGGGCUGUUCACACAGAAUGCGUUUUUCCACUCCCAUGUGCCACUUUUCCAUUGUUUUCUAUGUAAACGCUGUAGACGAUUGCAUUUUAGACGCUGUGUCAAGUUUCAACUUUUACACACAGCGCUGCUCAUGAGUGUCGAUUCCAAAACAGGCGACCAAUCAGAAGACCCCAGAGGCGGGGCAAGCGCUUCAAGGUUUUGUUUACAGUAGCAAGUAGUAGUUUUAUUUAACGAAACAUGUUGGAGGAGGAAUUCUGCUCUACACUUUUUAAAGUCCCCAUGAAAUCAAAAUUGUUGAAAACUUUUUGGCUUUUAGUCUGAAUAUGUUAGCCUUGAUGUAAUCUCUCAGCUAGUGUGCUCCAAAACAAUGACAAAACUACAGCAUUUAAGCAUUCAAACCUUGCAGUGUGUCACUUACGCCAAUAUGGAUCAAUGCUUUUGAGGACAUUACUCUGUACUUCAGCUUCCCGUCAAAAUUUCUGUCCAAUCAAAUGCUGGAAUCUGAAGCAUACCACAGCUUAUAAAUAGACCCUGAAGCAGUGAAGCUGAAAUCUGUCACAUAUUCAAAGAUUUCCUGUUUUCUGUACGGUGAAUGGGGAUAGGGAAGGAUUCAGGUAUAACUAUGCUUUCUGUUGGGGCAGAAAAAGUCUAACAAAAUGAUAGCACUGAGCGGAUCAUAUGUCCGAGUCGGCUCAGACCAUAAAACAUAUCAAACCCAUUUGAAUUAUACACAGAAUGUAAUAUUUUGUAUCAAUAUGGAUGAGAUUGUGGCUGUCAUACACUGUAGAAUUCGGCUUUACCAAGCGCAGUGGCUCUAGCCCAAGCUGUGAUAUAAAUAAAAUUGGCUAUUUUAAAAGGGGGGCAGGUCUACUUGAUAUGUCCUGCCCUGUCUUCCUGUUUAACCCUUGAGCAUUGUUCAAAUUCACUACCCUUUCAUACACACAAACACUAUAAUUUGCUGUUAUACUCCAUAUAACUGCCUAUACAAGCCAGAAACAGCCUUUUUUUUUUUUUGCGCAGGCCUAUCUAAAGGGUUAACGGUCCCACCUAGUGAUCAACUGUAAAAAUAACUAAUUUGACCUCUUCCCAGAAGGGAAACCCAUGCAUGAAUGCAUGAUUAUAUGGUGUUUUCAUCCACAAACAUAAUGAAAGGGUAGUGAAUUUGCCCAGAGUGUACCAUUGAGUUUUUGAAAAAUGUCAAAGCAUUUUUUUAAAAUAUGGGUCAA